Chelonia mydas (Green sea turtle) is the source of this 8659-nucleotide messenger RNA. RefSeq names its product coiled-coil domain containing 86 (gene CCDC86). The record is from RefSeq and is a predicted model, not a curated record. Gene Ontology annotation, cellular component: nucleolus. Bases 151 to 750 code for a protein of 199 amino acids. Lineage: Eukaryota; Metazoa; Chordata; Testudines; Cheloniidae. The transcript has 4 exons.
CCUCACAAACAUGGCACCUGACGUCGGUCCGCUUUGAUUCUGAGCACGCGUAGAUUUGCGAACGGUGCGUGUCGCGCGCGCCAAUGACGUCGCUGGCCGCUGCCCUCGCUGGGAGGGACGCGGCGGGAGGCUGCCGCCGGACACGUGGGGAUGGAGCCGGACCAGGGCGCCAGGCGGCUGCGGAGGAGCCGGAGGCUGCAGGCGCUGGGGCUAGAGCCGGCGCCCGACCGUCCCCGGGAGGAGCCUCCGGCUCCGCCGCUCGGCCCCGAGAAUGGGCAAGCGGGUGCCCCCGGGGAGCCCGGCCGCGGCGAGACCCUGGGGGCGGCCCCGGCCCUGCAGCGGCGGAAUCCGGGCAAGGAGGCGCCGGCGGUUCCCAAGGGGAAACCCAAAUCCGGGCGGGUGUGGAAGGAUCCCGGCAAGAAGCGGUUUUCCCAUAUGAUUCAGGACAAGCCCCUCCACACCACCUGGGAGCGAAAGAUGAAAGAGCGCCAGGAGAAGAAAAUAGUCAAGGAUUUUGCCCGACAUCUUCAGGAAGAAAAACAGAGGGAGCGUGAGGAGAAAAAGCAGCGCCGGGAAGAGAACUUGAAACGACGCCUGGAGAACGAGCGGAAGGCGGAGAUCGUACAAGUGAUCCGGAAUCCGCUCAAGCUGAAGCGUGCCAAGAAGAAGCAACUGCGCCGGAUCGAGAAGCGGGAUACGCUGGCACUAUUGCAGAAACGCCAGGCGCAGCGCAAAGAGGCCAAGGAGUGAGGCUGCAGAGGGGAAGGGGAAUAAAGCUCAGGGCAGCUGUUUCUCUGGGGUCCAUCUGUCCUGACACUGCUUUCCCAGCUAUCCUGCCCAUCGCCUCCUUAUGCCUUCGCUGGGGACUCCCCAUCACCUCUCCUCCCUGCAGUAGGCUGAUCAGCUGCGCUGAGUACACGCUGGCUCACUCACGAGGGGUUAUACAAACUCACGGGCCGCACGGCUGCUCUUAAAUGGAAACCUGCAUUGUCUUCUCUUGCACCAGCGAGGCAGGAUGCUGCAGUCCACAGCGCUGGGAGGUGUCAUAAGCCCUAAUGAGACAGGGAUGAGGUGUCCUCAUACUGCCUGACUUGGGGCAAAGAAACCAAAGACCGUGGCAGCUGAGCCAAUGUGUGAACUGGAGCCCCUGCUGUUAAAGGCUCUGAAUCCUCUUAAGCAGCGCACGCUCACUGGCUUGUGGAGCUGGUGGGAGCAGGGCUGGAGUAGGGAGCUGCUUCUGGUGUCUGUCUUGGCCUGUGCCUCAAUAAUUUGAUCUUCUGUUAGGAGGAACCACAUAGAAAAAGAUUUGGGUUUGUAGGGACCUAGGUUGUGGACUGGGUGCUGUCUGUUGCUGUCUUAUAUUUGUAAUGGUCUGUCACCUUGCUCUGUGGUAAAGGACAGAAGUCCCAGCUGCCCAGAGUAGGCCAAGCUUCUCUCCCAUCAAUCAGCCUCUUCCCCAGGUUUGAGGUGGGUGUUCAUCCUUCUUGCCUUAUCCAAUUGGCCUUUCUGCUGAGACUGACAACCAGGGGCCUGAUUAUUAAAUGAGAGGGUGGGUUUUUAUUUUGCUGGACUCUUCCUGGAAAUCUGCCACAGGUGACCCACUAACUCGUUGAAGAGGUUCCUGGCAACAGCUAGGAGAGGAUGACGGUGGGUUGCUCCCAACCACAUCAGGGCUGUAUGUGAGAAGGGAUUUGUUGAUCCAUCCAUGUUUGCUCUGGCCAAAGAAAUGAAACAGAAGGAAAAAUACCAGCCAAGCCUGUGUCCUGCUCGCUCCUUUCCAUCCAGAGGAGUGUAAGGCGCAGGGAGUGUCCACAACAAACACUGGUGGGGAUGGCGGGAGGGAGUCAGACAUGCUGUGCAGGAGCCAUUCAGCAUGGGGUGAAGGCUUGCGGCCCUGAAAGGGGCAGCGGGUAGCUGUGCGCUGCCUGCGCCCACAAGAGCUGCCUGGCAGCUCCCAUUGGCUGCAGUUCCCCCACCCCAGGGGCUGCAGAGACAUGCCAGCUGCUUCCGGGAGCAGCGUGGGGCCAGAGCAGGCAGGGAGCCUGCUUAAGCCUCUCUGCAUUGCCACUGGGAGCCACCUGUGGUAAGCGCCUUCAGGCCAGAGCCUACACCUCGCACCCCGUCCUGCACCCCAGGCCCCAGUUCAGAGCUGCCUCCUGGCCUCCAAGCCCCUGCCCCAGGCUCGUCCCGGAGACCCCUCCCACACAUAAGGAAGCAGGGGGGCGCUUGUGUGUAAAGUGAAUUGCUGGGAGGGGACAGGAUGGAGUUCGGUGAGGGGUAGAUCUGUAAAAAGAAGGAUAGAGUGGUGAGGUGGGCCUGAGGUGAAAGGGGAUGGUAGUGAGGAUUAAGGCUGGGCAUGAGGGACACUUAGAGGUGUGGCCAGACGUGUAUAUGAUAACAGGGCCUUUGAUUGAUACCUCCUGCCAGGCCGAUUCCUGUAGCAAUAGAUCAGCCCAUCACCUGCAGUUGGCAGCCCUCAGUUGCUGGACUUCUGCCUCCAGCCCUGCCAGGCCCAAGCGGUGCAUCCUGUCGCCUCGCUGCACCAGCAGGCCUAGCAACCCGCUGAGCUGCUGCAUCCAUCCCCCAAGGUGAGUCCUGCAGCUGCCACAGUAACAGGCCCAUGUGGAAGAGCCUGCCUGGCCAGGUUCACUAUGGUAAAAGUAGGUGGUGGAGCCCAUAGCAGAGGGGCAGGAUGCCCACUGAGGCUUAGCUGCUGCUUCCCCAGUGGGUGAAGGGUGGAUAUGGCAGCAGCCAUGGAAUUCUGCCCGGCUAUGCUGGUAACCAGUCCCUCUCUCACUGGGCAUUCACGUGAUAGCAGGGAGUGUUUGGCAAUUGUGUGAGUGCCUCUGUCCCUGGUAGAUGCUACGCUGCCAAGGAUCUGACUCACCUGCUCCUGGGUAGGAAUGGGCGGCCAGGAGCACUGGGUGCUCUCUGCGAACAAAUAUGGGGCAGGAAGCACCACAGCUGGGUUUUAUUCCCAGUCCUGCCACUGGGCCUCUCAUUAUCUCCCUGUGCCUGGAAGGUCUGUAAAACAGGCCACCUGCAAGGCCCAGGAGAGGGGUUAAUGCAGUGAUUCUCUGACAACAGUCUAGAAGGGCUGAGUGGGAGUGAUACAUGAGACAACCCUGACAAGCUCCCUCAUGGACCUUGCGCCAUGGAACAAAUUAAGGUAUUGGGCAAGUUCACAGGUCCUCUAACCAGGAGUACAAUAUCCAGUUGGUUGGCUAAAAUGUCUGAUAUACCUGGGACAACAGGAACAGAUGUCUCAACCAUGGUUGCAAAAGAACUAAAUAACCCUUGCAUGUUUGAGUUAGAGGAAUCUAAAAGGUUAGAAGAUUCCUGAAGCCAGGUUCAGCAGUUGCUUCAGUAGCAACUGGAAUUUUGAUGUAGGGAGAAGGCUCAGCUUGAGAACUCCACAUUACAAGAGAAAGGUUUAAAGGUUGAGCUGAAGAUUAAAUAGCUGUAAUGCACUUGUGAUCAGCAAUGGCUUGAAAUAUUAAGGGAGCAAGAUUGCUGUUUAAGGAAAAUGGCCACAAAGGCGGCAAGCAGUAAAUGUGGUUCUGAACUCUCAACACCAGCAGACUUUGGCUAACCAUGCAUAUUGCCAACAGGAAGCAGCUUGCUUAUAGGAAGAGCUGCAGGCUAUGAAGGUAGUAAACAGUGCAGCUCAGGGAAGCAGUGCUGUAGUGAGCAUUAAGAAAGUUGUGUUCAGAAAAUUGGAGGAAAAGAACAGGGUUAGCUCUCCUACGAGUUCAGAAAACUUUUUCUGGACUUCUUUAUGGAAGUAAUAUCAAUAACCUGAAAAGAAGUGAAGUUUUUCUUCCCAGUAGGGGAUUCUGAUUCUGUAGAGAAACAAUGGGUAAAAGAAAAACCAGAGUCAUGUAUGACUUGGAAAUUAGUGCAUGGAAAUCCCGAGUUGACUCUGGAUGGGAAGGUACCGUGUGAUGUAACACAAUCAGAAGGAACAUUAGUGUCACAAUUUGGUUUAACAAUGAAAACAGCAGUAAUGUUUAAUAAUUCAUAUACUGCUUUAAACAGUCUAGGAAAAGUUGUAGGUAAAAUACAGAAAGGAUGGCCACCCCCAAAGAAAAAACCUCAAGGUGCACUGCUGAUAACUUUCCCCAACAAUGGGCCACAAGGAAAAGAGGAACCAGCAAAAUAAAAUAAAGGGGAACCAAGGAAAGAAGAGGGCAAAGAUAAAAGUCUUGCCCCUUGUGAAAAGAAGAGAAUUUCUGAUCCAGGCAGAAAUUGGCUUUGGAGAAAAUUGCUACAGUAUGAGCCUCUGGAUCAGAUUGAUAGGCUACCCACUGAAGAAUUGUUUCCGAGAUUGGCAAGUCAUGAACAAACCUAUGGCUCCCCCAUGCUCCAAAGACCAAGUACAGGCGGCGGUCCGCCUCCUUAGCUCCCCAUUGUCAGCAAACGAUCAUGCUGACCUAGUGGCACGUUUAAAAUGGGUUGAAUGGGGAAGACCCACAGUUUAUGUGGUGAUUAAUAGCAGAGCAUUCAAACAAAAUAUGUUAGUAGACACAAGUGCCACUUUUGGUACGGGUAAAAAGAAUUUAUUUGGACCACCAGUAGCAAUAAAAAGAUUGCAAGGAUUUAAUGAAACAGAAAGUAAAGUGCCAUUUAGCUAGCCAAUAUGUUUUUGGUUAGGAACAAAUCAAGGAAUAGGACAAUUUGGCCUGAUAAAUUUGGAUGGCAAUGGAAUAAUAGGAAUAGAUAUGUUGAAUAAUGGUAGCCAACUAGUCAUAGGCACUGACUUCCCCUUUUUCCCCAUGGGCCCUCAACCCCCCUCCUCUGCCCUCAGCUCCACCCCUUCCAUGAAGUCCCGCCCCUGCCCCACCCCGCCCCCAUUCCAACACCUUCCCCAAAGUCCCUGCCCCAACUCCUCCCCCUCCCUGCCCCUAUUCCAACUCCUUCCCCAAAUCCCCACCCCGCCUCCUCCCCCUCCCUUCCGGAGCGUGCUAAUGUUGCCAAACAGCUAGGUGGGAAGUGCUGGGAGGUAGGCAGAGGAGUGAGGAUGCGGCGAGGUUGGGGGAGGGGGAGGAGAGCUUGCCUGCCAGUGGGUGCACAGCACCCACUAAUUUUUCCCUGUGCGUGCUCCAGCCCCGGAGCACCCAUGGAAUCAGCACCUAUGCAACUAGUAUUAAUGGACGAAGUGAACGCUUAUAGGAGAAACCUUGAAAGAGCUCAGUAGAAUAGCAAGGCAGAUGAACAGGCUGAGAAAGGAACCAAGGGGGGGAUAGUGUGGCAGCCACAAUUCCGAUCAACCCCAAUAGCAAAAAUAGAAAGAACAAAUUGAUUUAGUAGUGCUUCAGAACAGGGAUCCUGAGAUAAAGAAAUUGGGAACAACAUAAAAAUAGCAGGGAUGAAAGAUUUGGCAGAAUGAAACAGGAUUAGUGUUAGCUACCAAAACAGAAAAUAACAUGUUUGUAUGGGUUGUGCCAACAGAAGUUAGAUCUGAAAUUAUAGCCUUAGUUCAUAAUAAUGGACAUUUAGUGAUGGAUAAAACUCUUACUUGGCCACAUCCUGUUGCCUACUAUCAGAACAGAUGUGGAAGAAUAUGUGAACAACUGCCUACCCUGCGCUGCCAAUAAUGCAGAUACCAAGAUAGUAAAAGGGCCAUUGGGACAUCAAAGAAUAGAAGGCCCAUGGGUCAGGUUACAGAUUGAUUAUAUUGGUCUGCUUCAAAAACUGCAAGAGGAAAACAGUAUUGCCUGGUAACAUGGGAUCUUUUUAUAAAAUAGGCAGGAGAGACCCCCUAACUGAUGUCAGUAUAGACAGGGGGAGAAUUUGACGGGUUUGUUAUGUGGAUACUGGAUCCACAUGUUCCAUCUUGCUUACCAUUGGAAAUCCCAUAGAAUUUAUACCAUAUAUUUCAGCUGAUGAAAAAGCGAUUCAAGGUAUUCACAGAACAGAGGGCUCAAUCCCAUUAAGCAUCCCUGUAAUGAUGGAAAUAGGAAACAGAAGAAUGGCAGGAAUUAGAGUGGUACUCAUGGAAAUAGGACUAAUCAGUUUUGGAAUAAUAGGAAGGGAUAUUCUUACACAAAUGUAAUGCACAGUUGAUUUUGUCAAUGGAGUUGUGUGGACCAUAAAUUGAAAAAUAAUUGUAAACAAAACAAAGUAAAAAGAGAUCUGCUACACAGAGCUCUGGGAGGGGCAGGAACAGGUCUUGGAGUGUUAAUUAAAUGCAGUAGGACAGUACUAGGAGCUUUGUCUAAACCCCUUAAAAUAACUUUAAAUGAGAUAAGCACUAGCCAUCGGCUGAUAGCUAGUUUGCUCCCUGGAUGGGAGAAGCUACAAGAAGUGGAUCACUUACCUCCACUGGUCGUAAUACUGCUAUUACAGAGCAAUGUAUCUAUGGCAUUAGCUUGUAUACAAGCACAAACACGGACUAAUGAUGUGGUAAAGGACAUCAUAAGGGAUGGAAUGAGUGGGAUUUUGCCUUUAGAAAUAAGAAGCAUUAUGUAGAAAUAUGCUACUAUCUCUGAACAAAAAUUGUAUUCUUGGUAGAAAAUGAUAAAUUUUACACAUGAUGUACAAUUAAAUCAAAUUACCAGCUAUAUAGUGAUGAUGUCUGAUGCUCAGAUAGAAUGGAUUUUGGCAUUAGGAUUAAAUGUUAAUGACGGUUUAAUGCAGCCAGUGGAACAUAAAUUGUGGGGCAUGAAACAAACCUUUGUAUGGAAAACUGGAAUUUGAAGCCUGCAUGGAAGAGUGUGGGUAUUGGAUAUGUUUGCAGUUAUGAUACUAUACAACCAUAUGAUAUAUGUUUAAGAUAUCAUUACCAACUAGAUCCUUUUCCACUUAAUGGAUCUGUAGUUGUGUAUUUAGGAAAUGUGUAUGUACUGGAAGUUGGUGUAACUGGUUUAAAGUUAAUCGUUUGUUUAUCAUAACACAUGAUCCUCAGGAAAACCAAUGUCUAUGCAAUAUAACUACUAUAAUAGGAUGUGAUUUUAAUUUUUCAUUGCCUGAAAGAAAAAGUGAAGACAUUAAAGAUCAGUUUCAGAUAUAUAUCAAGAUUAACCCAAUACCAUUGGGAAUGAACAUAAGUCUAGUUAGGUAGCUAUUAAGGCAUUCUGACUUACAAAAACAAUUACAGAUAGCUCAGGAAAGUACACAAAAAGUCAUGAUCAUUGCACACCACUCUAGUGAUGAACAAGUUAUGGAACGAAUACAAAAAGAUACUAAACAUAGGUGGUGGAAGAUACUUUUGGAAUGGUCUCCCACAGCAACAGGAUUCUUUAAUGCUAUUCUACAUCCUUUAGUAAUAAUUUUGGUGUUUCAGGUUUUGGUGGCAAUCACACUUAUCAUUUUGGUGUGCUUGCCCAAAGAGAAAUUUAAGCAGCUGCAGCAUAUACUGUCCACAAGUCUUAAAAGAGCUAUAAUGGUGCACGAGGUGUGCAGCCUUAGUGAGGCAGAAUCAAGGAUGACAAGAUAUUGUGCCAGCAAGAAGAAAUAUCUGUUUGGUCUCAUGGAGAGCCUUGAGCUAAUGCUGGACAAAACUGAACAUCCACUGAACUCACGAAUUAGGUGUUGGAUUGAUAAACAAGCAUAUCACGCAAUAAGGAGGGGACUGAUACAAGAGAUUUUUCUGGCUGCCCUAUUCUGUGUGGAAAUACAGCACUAGAAGCACUGUCCAGAACUAAAGGUGCUGACCUGUUACCAUUAGUUGAAGCAGGGAGAAAUUGAGAUUUGGGCUUGUUUGAAUUAGUGAAAUUGGAGUGGUGACAGUGAAACAUAAUGUUAAGAUACAUAUACAUGUAUAAUUUGUUUAAUAAUCAUGAGGAUUUAAAUAGUUAAUAAAGAUGGUUUUAAGCGGUUAUGGCGGCUGCAAGAAAUCAAAGCUGGGAAAACCAAACUGGAGGCCUUAGAAUGAUCUGGCCAAGGGCAAGCAGGCGGGUUGGGGGUGAAAUAAAGGUCACUCCAAAAACCUGAAGAGAGGGGUCAGUUAGGUAGAACACAGGUCUUCAAACUGGUCCAGCCUUAAUAGCACAGGUUUUCAGUCAGGUCCAGCUUUGAUUGACAGGUGAAGGCCUUGAAGCUGAUUGGUUCUCUUUUAAAUCCCAAUCAUUAUCAGCCAAUCAGGAUAAGCUAAAAUCUGUAUAUAAGGCAGAGAACUGACAGGCUUUAGUUAGUUUGUCUGCCUCAGUGUGAGUGGAAGGAGUUGGAAUGAGUGGGAGAAGAAAAAGAAACUCAACUAAAAGAGUUGAAAUCAUAAGAAGACAGAGAGCAGAAACAAAGUAGCAAUGACAACAUUAGGUCUGACAGAUCAGAAGGACCUAGACUAGAGGGAAGGAAAACCAACAGGAAAGUAAGCCCAUAAUGAGAAAUAAACUGAGUGAAUAGGUGUGUAUGGGAUAAUAAAGCUGGAUAUUUGUGUAUAUAUGCUUAAUGUUUAAGAACUUGCUGUCAGCAUCCUAUAUGUUAUUAGCCACUGCAUAUAGAAUGUAACCACUUAAAGCUAUUUUCCAGUUGUAGGAUAUUGUAAUUUUGAGUACUUUAAUGUGCAUCUGUGCUAAUAGAAUUCUAUGCUUUUGUUAAGAAAAUAUGAAUGUAUUUCUUUUAAUAUAUUUUAAAUUUGCUGUUUUCUUAAUAUGUUUUAGAUUUACUUUAUUAGGAAAUAUUGUGUUAAAUAAAGAUUAUUUUUGUUGUUGAAGGA